AUGACUGCAAGUAACAUUCAUUGCCAUAAUGAACCUGGUGCUUGUGAAAAAAGUGAUUUAAAUAAAAUGGAAAAAGAAAAAUCUCCGAUCACUAAAUACAUUGGAACCGAUUAUUCAUAUACACAUGAGAUAGUUUGGCAAAAUGCUAUUGGGUUUUUAAUUCUGCAUUUACUAGGUAUAUGGGGUACAGUUCUUUUGUUUUCGGGAAAAAUUUAUUUGAGCACCUUCAUAUGGACUGUUUGUAUUACGUAUGCUGGUUCCGAAGGCGUGACAAUUGGAGCUCAUAGAUGUUUUACGCACAAAUCAUUUAAAGCUACUCCGGUUCUCAAGGCUAUACUCAUCGCCUUGCAGACAAUAGCUGGUCAGAAUUCUGUUUUUAUAUGGUGUCGUGAUCACCGCUUGCACCAUCGAUAUUCCGAUACAGAUGGCGAUCCACACAACUCAAAACGUGGGUUCUUCUUUUGCCAUAUGGGAUGGCUUAUGACUAAAAAACACCCUUACGUCAUCGAACUUGGCCGAAGAAUUGAUAUGAGUGAUUUGCAGGCUGAUUGGAUGGUUAUGUUUCAGAAAAAGUAUUAUUACUAUUUAUACUUUUUACUAGCUAUAUUUAUUCCUACGUCGGUGCCAGUUUAUUUCUUUGGAGAAAACCUAUGGACCUCCCUGUUGGUUUGCUACUUCGGCCGUUACGUCCUGUCAUUAAACGGCACUUGGCUCGUCAACAGCGCGGCGCAUCUAUAUGGAACAAGACCUUAUGAUCAAAAUUUACAGCCUGUGGAAUCUUGGUUCGUAUCUCUGAUAAGCCUAGGUGAAGGUUGGCACAACUACCACCACGCAUUCCCCUGGGACUACAAAGCUGCUGAACUGUCUAUGCACUUCAAUCAGUCAGCAAGUAUCAUUAGGUUCUUGGAGAGGAUUGGACUUGCAUACGAUUUGAAGACUGCUUCACCGGAAUUAGUGAAAAAUCGUAUUAUACGUACUGGUGAUGGUAGCCACUACGAACUUGGUACAGAAGAAGCUCGAGAAGCCGUAAAGAUCUCGUGGGGACCUCUACAUCCGCUAAACCCUUCAUACAAUUCUACACUUAAAGCACCAGAUGCCAUUUUGAAGCCAGGUGGGCUCCCCCUCUACCACGAAAAGGAUAUCCUUGAUGCGGAUGUAAUGAAAAGAAAAACUAGUCAAGCUUAA
Molecule: messenger RNA, 1185 nt
Organism: Arctia plantaginis
Lineage: Eukaryota; Metazoa; Arthropoda; Insecta; Lepidoptera; Erebidae
Source: the annotation of a GenBank genome assembly